AUGUGUUGGACGAAUCAUGUCCAAGCACCCAACAGCUUGAGGAAGGAGCCAAUGGGAUGGAGCCACUCGUUCCAGGAAGAUAGGAUCAAGGAAGUGAUGAUCAUCUUCAAUGGACCAAUCAGGUUCAGCUACCUAGCAGCUUGGAAAAUGGACCAAUGGAAAAGUGCCAUUCAAGCUAAGUGGAUAAUGAUGGAUGGAGUUGCUACAGCCCGGGAUGUGACCAUCUGGGAGACAGAACUCGUUUGGGUUGUGAACCGUGGAAACGGCGAUCCAACGGGAUGUGACUGUCUGGGAGAUGGAACUCGGGUAGUGAUGUUCUAUCUCGCGUGCCUGUGUGGCUGUGAGAUAGCUUUGUCCGGGCUAACACAACUCUCGGCUUUGGUACGGGUUGAAAAGCCUUCGGCCGUGGCCGAGAGGGUCGAGCUCGCGGGACGGGCUGACCUGGGCUGUGUUGUGUUCUUCGCCCGGGAUGGCCUAUCCAGCAAACCUCGAUCUGAUAGAGGAGAUGGUAGAAGUCUUCAUGGACGAUUUCUCAGUCUAUGGAGCAUCCUUCUCCUCAUGUUUGUCAAACUUGUGCAGGGUGUUGCAGAGGAGUUUUCUGGGUCAUGCAGGGUUCUACAGGAGAUUCAUCAAGGAUUUCUCAAAGAUAGCAAGACCCUUGACAAGGCUUCUGUGCAAGAGACAGAUUUUGAGUUUGAUGAAGAAUGCCACAAGUCUUGGACCUUGCUGAAGGAUGCUCUGGUAUCUGCCCCAAUAGUUCAAGCUCCAAACUGGGAUCACCCAUUUGAGAUUAUGUGUGAUGCAUCUGACUAUGCAGUAGGAGCAGUGCUUGGCCAAAAGAUAGACAAGAAACUCAAUGUCAUCUACUAUGCAAGCAAGACUAUGGAUGAUGCUCAAUGCAAGUAUGCAACCACAGAGAAGGAGCUCCUUGCCAUAGUCUUUGCCUUUGAGAAGUUUCGAAGCUAUAUAGUUGGAUCCAAGGUGAUUGUGCACACUGACCAUGCUGCCCUUAGGCACAUCUUUGCUAAGAAAGAUACAAAGCCAAGACUUCUCAGAUGGAUCCUUUUGCUUCAAGAGUUUGACAUAGAAGUUGUGGACAAAAAGGGAGUGGAGAAUGGAGUUGCUGAUCAUCUCUCUAGGAUGCGAGUUGAAGACAUAGUCCCCAUCAAUGAUCUAUGCCUGAAGAACAGCUUAUGGCAAUCAUGA
Microthlaspi erraticum is the source of this 1206-nucleotide messenger RNA. Lineage: Eukaryota; Viridiplantae; Streptophyta; Magnoliopsida; Brassicales; Brassicaceae. The record is from the annotation of a GenBank genome assembly.